AUGAAGCUCCUUUUUCCUAUCUUUGCCAGCCUCAUGCUACAGUACCAGGUGAACACAGAAUUUAUUGGCUUGAGACGCUGUUUAAUGGGUUUGGGGAGAUGCAGGGAUCACUGCAAUGUGGAUGAAAAAGAGAUACAGAAAUGCAAGAUGAAAAAAUGUUGUGUUGGACCAAAAGUGGUUAAAUUGAUUAAAAACUACCUGCAAUAUGGAACACCAAAUGUACUUAAUGAAGACGUCCAAGAAAUGCUAAAACCUGCCAAGAAUUCUAGUGCUGUGAUACAAAGAAAACAUAUUUUAUCUGUUCUCCCCCAAAUCAAAAGCACUAGCUUUUUUGCUAAUACCAACUUUGUCAUCAUUCCAAAUGCCACCCCUAUGAACUCUGCCACCAUCAGCACUAUGACCCCAGGACAGAUCACAUACACUGCUACUUCUACCAAGAGUAACACCAAAGAAAGCAGAGAUUCUGCCACUGCCUCGCCACCACCAGCACCACCUCCACCAAACAUACUGCCAACACCAUCACUGGAGCUAGAGGAAGCAGAAGAGCAGUAA
Pan troglodytes (chimpanzee) is the source of this 552-nucleotide messenger RNA. RefSeq names its product defensin beta 129 (gene DEFB129). The transcript has 2 exons. The record is from RefSeq and is marked provisional. The coding region runs from base 1 to 552 and encodes 183 amino acids. NCBI's taxonomy places the organism in Eukaryota, Metazoa, Chordata, Mammalia, Primates, Hominidae.